AUGGAAAACUUCCUUACUGUCUUCAUUUUCCUCAUCCGUCAACAAGUUGAAGAAUUCCAAGCCAGUCGUCAUUUUAAAGAUCGUCGAAAUGAAGAUAUAUAUGUUUAUGAUCAUGACGAUGAUCUUUAUGUGACUCUCCCUGGAACGGUCCCAGAAAGCGUCUUGAAUGACCCUUUUUUGCUUUUGAGAUGGGAAAACGACUAUUUUGCCAAAGAACUCCCUGCCUUCACCGAACAGUGGUUUCAAGAAACCCGAGCGGUUUAUAUUGAAAGACAGAAGAACGCCGAAAAUUCAUAUUACAAAGACUUGGAUAGAAAGCAAAUCUGGGCUUAUGAAAAGCUUGAGAACGGCGACGCAUUUGAAAUUCUUAGAUCUUCAACAGAGGGAACGUUCUUGGUUUCAAGGAAUCAAGAAAAACACGACGAAAUCAAGAAAAACGCGUCUCGAGUUGCUACAAUUUAUUAUGUAUCAAGUUCUGGGGCAAUUAUAUCAAAGUCAAUCUAUUGCCAACAGAAUAUGAACUUCGUUAUCUACUCUGUUCGAGAAACAAAUUUUUGGUUUCGAUCAAUCACUUCUCUGAUGAAGCAUAUCGUCAGAGAGAAAAUUUUGCUGAGUGACACGUUGCUAACUAAAGCAUUCGAGAAAACGUAUAUCUAA
This is a messenger RNA of Caenorhabditis briggsae, 657 nucleotides long. NCBI's taxonomy places the organism in Eukaryota, Metazoa, Nematoda, Chromadorea, Rhabditida, Rhabditidae. The transcript is spliced from 4 exons. The record is from RefSeq and is a predicted model, not a curated record. The coding region runs from base 1 to 657 and encodes 218 amino acids.